Lotus japonicus is the source of this 832-nucleotide messenger RNA. RefSeq lists its product as uncharacterized. The transcript has 5 exons. NCBI's taxonomy places the organism in Eukaryota, Viridiplantae, Streptophyta, Magnoliopsida, Fabales, Fabaceae. The record is from RefSeq and is a predicted model, not a curated record. Bases 77 to 580 code for a protein of 167 amino acids.
GUACUUCUCACUCAUGCUUUCUGUCCUUUUCAUCUCUGUUUAGUUCUCUGUUUGACAGGAAAACGAAAAUAUCAAUAUGUUCUUCUUCUUCCUCGGUCGUCUAGAACGCAUCAAGAGAGCUCGAGCUAGUAAGAAGAAUAACUAUUUUCUCAGGAGCAAGAAGAAUAACUAUUUUCUCAGGAGCAAGAAGAAAAGUGCAACUCAAUAUACAGAGAGGAAGCGAAGCUGCCCAUAUUGCCGUACUUCAACUUCAUGUUCUUGUGCUUCUUCCUCUACUCCAAAGGAGGAGUUGCAACAGUUUUUGGUCUCCCUCACACAACCUAGUGGGCCAUCUGCACCGGUCACCAAUUCGACUUUCGUCCAUGGUGAACCAUCAGUAUCUCAUGCUAGUGUUUCUACUGCUAAUGUGGAUGUUACCCUUCAAAAACAUUGUCGGAAAAUUUUGAAGAGGAUGAAGAUCAAUUCUCUAACGAUCACUUUCAUUGUUGGUGUCCUUAGUGAUGGAGAAAUGAAAAGCUUGCUCUCGUGUGAUAAAGAAAGCAGGGUUGAAUAUGUCAACUAUUUGCUAAAGAAGAUCUAGAGUAGACUCAUCAAUGGCAUGCGAAAUGUUGGACUUUGCUCCUGAGAUUUCAGAGAUUUCAUCAUCAAUGUCAUGCGAAAUUUCGGAGUUUGCUUUUUUCUAUGUUUGCUUCUAGACAAAUUCUCAUUCAAAAUUUCAGUGUUUGUUCCUGCAAUGUGAGAUUUAGGUUUUUCAUUCAUUUCAAAUUUCAAUUAACCUUGCUUCUCUCACAAACAAAAUUUGUCUAAUGAAUCUCUGUUCUAUUUCUACUAA